Messenger RNA from Rhinolophus ferrumequinum (greater horseshoe bat), 380 nucleotides. RefSeq names its product complement factor H-related protein 2-like. Lineage: Eukaryota; Metazoa; Chordata; Mammalia; Chiroptera; Rhinolophidae. The annotation marks the transcript as partial. The record is from RefSeq and is a predicted model, not a curated record. The transcript is spliced from 2 exons.
CUUUUCUUAGAGUCUGAAAGAAAAUGCGGUCCCUCUCCACCUAUUCAAAAUGGAGACAUCACCACAUUCCCAUUAGCAGAAUAUGCUCCAGGGUCAUCAGUUGAAUACCAAUGCCAGUUCUUGUAUGAACUUCAGGGAAACAAGCAGAUAACAUGUAAAGAUGGAAAGUGGUCAGAACCACCAAAAUGCUUUGAUACAUGUGUAAUAUCAGAAGAAAUUAUGGAAAAACAUAAUUUACAGUUUAAAUGAACUUAUGAGAAAAAACUUUAUUCUAGAACAGGUGACAUAGUUGAAUUUGUCUGUAAAAGGGGUAUCGUGAACAGUCACCAAAGUGACUGUUUGGUGACUGUUUAGUGAGAAUAAAAUGUAUAUUGCUUUCC